Molecule: messenger RNA, 2857 nt
Organism: Phyllotreta striolata
Lineage: Eukaryota; Metazoa; Arthropoda; Insecta; Coleoptera; Chrysomelidae
Source: the annotation of a GenBank genome assembly
CCCGAAGGGCGGCGGAAAAUGCCCAUCGGCAGCCUGCAGGGCACUUACCGCUCCCUGACCGGUUCUAACGCCGUUUACCGGUCCACCACGGUCGCGCCGGCCGGCCCCCCGCCGGCCACCGCCGGCGCCGGCCUCCUGGACGGGUUCAAGAAAGCUUUUAGCUUUGUGUCGGGAACGAGGGCGCCGCCUCCACGAGCCGGAUCCGAGAGACUGCUGGCCGAUCCGACCACGGGAGACGGAAAAGUAACCGAUUUCAGCAGGACUGAUAGCGCUAACACUAACACAAACAGAAAAAUGCCUUCUUCCGGAUUAGCUGAAGAGGCAGCCCUCUUGGGUACUAUGCCUUCUGACAGCAUGGACGAUAUCGAAUUGAAGAACAUCCAGCUGCAAUUCCCCACGGCUCGGUCCCUCUCCAGGGAGGAUUCUUCGGUGAUGGAGGAACCGGUGGAAACGGAUCGCGGCAACAUCGUUGUCGCCGUGCAAGGAUCCAGAAAGAAACCGGCUAUUCUAACCUACCACGAUUUGGGUCUCAACUACGUAUCCAAUUUCCAAGCUUUCUUCAACUACAUCGAUAUGAGAGCAUUGCUGGAGAAUUUCUGCGUGUACCACAUCAACGCUCCAGGCCAAGAAGAAGGCGCCCAAACUCUCUCCGAAGACUAUCUUUAUCCGACGAUGGACGAACUGGCCAACCAGCUCACCUACGUGAUGACCCACUUCGGGCUGAAGCAAUUCAUCGGCUUCGGCGUCGGCGCCGGCGCCAACAUCCUCUGCCGGUUCGCGCUCAACCACCCCGAGCGGGUGUCGGCGCUGUGCCUGGUGAACUGCGUCAGCACGCAGGCCGGCUGGAUCGAAUGGGGCUACCAGAAACUCAACGCCAGACAUCUGCGCUCCAAGGGGAUGACGCAAGGCGUGCUGGACUACCUCAUGUGGCACCAUUUCGGAAGACAAACCGAAGAGCGGAAUCACGACCUGGUGCAGGUGUACAAGAGCUACUUCGAGCGCAACGUCAAUCCCACCAAUCUGGCGCUGUUUAUCGAUAGCUACGUCAGGCGAACGGAUUUGAACAUUCACAGGGAAAUGGACCCGACCAAGAAGAAAAACUCGACGCUAUCGAUGCCUGUGAUCAACAUCACCGGCUCCAUGAGCCCCCACAUGGAGGACACGGUCACAUUCAACGGGCGGCUCGAUCCCACUAACUCCUCUUGGAUGAAAAUAUCAGACGGCGGUAUGGUGUUGGAAGAACAGCCGGGUAAAGUUAGCGAGGCAUUCAGAUUAUUCCUGCAAGGCGAAGGAUACGGUAAGUGAUUCGUAAUGAACGAAUAAAUGCGAAACGUUAAUACUAAUUGUUGCGUUGUUACAUUCCUCGAAAGUGUAUCUAGUAAUCUAGACAUAACUAACGAAUAAGUAUUUGUUAAGAGAUGUUUUUUUAUUUGUAUUUUUUGAAAGAAAAAAUAACGAUACCGGUAUAACUCGAAUAAGGCUUUUCUAAUUGCCACUGAAUUUAUUUACACGCUCAUCACACCGCUUUGCGAAUUUAGAUGACAAAUUUUUUUAUAUAACACAUCGAACUUCCUUUUGAGAAAUCACCUUAAAUCUUCUAACAUUUCUAAUAAUUUCUUAAUAAUCGUUUCUCAAAUGGAAUAAUAAUGUAAAGCCGCUCGUUGUUCGACGGCUCAUCUUCCAAUAACAAUACAAAAUUAUAGUAGAAACGAAACACAAAUCAUACACUGAGUUAUUUUUUAUUUUUACAAUGUUUGCGUUGCGUUGGUUGGAUAUGCGCGAAUGGUAUGUAUUGGUAAAUAAUAUAAAUUUGUUUCGCAUCCAUCGAUUAUAUUACCCGCUAAUUUAUCCAUUCGAUUAUGUUUUUCUCGUUCGACACCACAAUCAGCGAGUUCAGUGAAACUGUGUCCCAGAAUCGAACCCGUACUAGAAAAAUAUUGAGUGCUGAUAAAUCGAUAACGAUUAAAUUUUUACCUAUUUUAUCGACGAAAUCAUACCUAACGUUUAUUUGUAAAUAAACAGCUCACUUAAUAUUUUUCUAGUUUAACCGAACGUCUGUAAUUCUUGAUGAUUACAGGUCGAUUCAAUAAAAAGAAUUCGAAUCUUCUUCCAGUUUAGUAUUCGUCGAAACAUUCUUGCAAUUUUAUGUGACAAUGCUUUGGUAUCGUUCACUGCCUGUUCUAAUUCACCUGCUGUAACGAAGGAAUCUAUAAUAUUCGCGAUUUAAUCGAGAAGUAGAAAUUUUAUUGUUCCUUUAGUGAUGCGGGCGUAUAGAACGAAUUUCUAAUGUGUCAACGCGCUUUACGUAUAUUUACGAAAAUGCAGUUUAUUAACGAUAAUAGAGAUUAGAAAAGACUGUUUCUCUGUUGAGCACAAAUGUUUACUACUUAUUACUAACAUUAGUUUCUUGCAAGCACGGUAACUGGAUGGUAAAUGAAGAUAAAUUUAUUAGCUUUUUUCAUUAUCUUCGUUAAUUUGUUUUGUCUCUAAGUGGCCAUGCUUGCAGGAGGCGAGUUUAAUUUUUACCAUGCUAAACAGAAAAUUUGUUGUGUUAUAUGUACUUUAUUGUAGAUAGUAUUGAUAAAAAUAUAUUCUUUAAAUAAACAUGUACAUUAAAGUUAAAACAUUGUUUGCUUUUACUACCAAACUCGCAAACGCACUCCAUUUCGCUUAUAACCGUUUACUAACAAUUUUCAUCCGAUAAAUUUGCAAGAAAAUUUCCCGAAACAGUUUCCCUGUUACUUUUGAAAGCUUUACAAUUAUCACGGUUGCACAUGCGCAUAUUACCCGUUCCACAUUUACCAUAUUUAUAAUUUUAUUAUUUUUAUUUUUCAGCAAUACAUUUGCAUCAUCGCCC